CGAGCGUUCUGAUUGGAGGAGAAGGAGGAAGAGAAGACUUUGCUUGGGCUUUGGAACCUGAGCUUCAGCCGCCACUCCCUGCCCAGAGGUGGGCCGGUUCCGCCAGUGGUUGACCAGCAGCGGCGGCAGCACCUGUUGGGUGGCUUCCUUUGAGUGGCAGGAGCAAGCGGGCCUCUCCGGCUUACACGGACUUCCAGAAUGGACGGUGGAGGAGGCGGCCGUCUUGCAUAUGAUGAUUACCCGGUGGUAUUCCUCCCUCCCUACGAGAGCCCCCCGGUGUGGAUCCCUCCUCAUGAGGUGCGUAGCUGCAGGCACUGCUUUGCUUACGAUGACUCUCUGAUAGCAGCAGAAGAUCAGAGAAUCUACCAUUCGGAUUAUAACAACGAGCUGACCCAAUUCCUGCCCCGCACAAUUGUGCUGAAGAAGCCACCUGGGGCUCAGCUGGGCUUUAAUAUCCGCGGAGGAAAAGCUUCUCAGCUUGGCAUCUUCAUCUCAAAGGUGAUCCCAGAUUCAGACGCCCAUCGAGCUGGCCUGCAGGAAGGAGACCAAGUCCUGGCUGUGAAUGAUGUGGACUUCCAGGAUAUUGAGCAUAGCAAGGCCGUGGAAAUCUUGAAAACUGCCCGGGAGAUUGUCAUGAGAGUCCGUUUCUUCCCUUACAAUUACCAGAGGCAGAAGGAAAGGACAGUUCACUAGAAAACACUUCUCCACACAUAAAGUUCUCCGGCCUCCAACCAGAUCUCUCUUUCUGUGACUCUCUUGUGUUAAUUCUGUGCAGGGCUCCUAUUUGGAGUGCGUGACGAACUUAUUGGGAGGUGGGGGGUGGUACUCAAGGCCACCAUUUCCCAAGGAGGAAGCGGGCUUUUAACGUGUUUCCCCGAAAAUAAGACAGUGUCUUAUAUUAAUUUUUGCUCCCAAAGAUGUGCUAUGUCUUCUUUUCAGGGGAUGUCUUAUUUUUCUGUGUUCUGUUCGUCGGGCAUGCUUCCAAACAAAAACUUUGCUACGCCUUACUUUCAGGGGAUGCCUUAUAUUUCGCACUUCAGCAAAACCUCUACUACGUCUUAUUUUCAGGGGAUGUCUUAUAUUCGGGAAAACAGGGUAAUUCACACAUUGUGCUGCCCCUGAAGCAACUUGGUGGCACAGGAUGGGGAGGGGGGCAAAACUGAGUCUGCAAUCUGAUCCCUGAGAUAGGAACAGGAUUUGGAUGUUCUGUACAUCCUGGAUAAUUUUUUGGCUGGAGCUUCCUUUGCAUAGGAAGUGGGCCUGCAGGGGUCUCUUCGGGCAUAUAGCCCGUUUACUGCAAACAGUUGCGUCGAGGCUUCAUGAAAUGAAGGGGAGACAUUUUCAUUCACUUCACAGGAAACCUUCCAGAUGGAUUGACAUUCCACUCCCAACCCUUAGGCGUCUAGGAAUCUUUCAGGUCCUUGAAUAUUGCUGGGGCGGUAGAAUUAACAGCUCCCACAGAUUCCCCGGAAAGCAUUAUUGGUUUGUUUUACAAAGGAUAUUUCUAGUCCUCGUUAUUAAGCAGAACUACCAUGUUGUCUUCCUCUAAAGUAGGGUGGCCAACUGUGGUGCUCCAGAUGUUCAUGGACUACAAUUCCCAUCAGCCCCUGCCAGCAUGGCCAAGAGACCCCUGCUCUAAAGGUUUAGAUAGCAGCAGUGCCCUCUAUAGGGAACGAGGUAUCUGUUUGGAACAUAGCAUCACCAUGUUUAUUUUGCUACCAGUGUUACAUAUGUCGUUUUCUUCCCGUUUAAACAGUCCACAUUUGAGAUAAAUAUUCAGAUUUCAUACACA
Messenger RNA from Sphaerodactylus townsendi, 1792 nucleotides. It is a transcript of the gene PDZD11, whose product is annotated as PDZ domain containing 11. Bases 199 to 693 code for a protein of 164 amino acids. Gene Ontology annotation, cellular component: cell-cell junction; basolateral plasma membrane; synapse. Gene Ontology annotation, biological process: protein localization to basolateral plasma membrane; maintenance of epithelial cell apical/basal polarity; neurotransmitter secretion. The transcript has 6 exons. Gene Ontology annotation, molecular function: protein binding. The record is from RefSeq and is a predicted model, not a curated record. NCBI's taxonomy places the organism in Eukaryota, Metazoa, Chordata, Lepidosauria, Squamata, Sphaerodactylidae.